AUGAAAAGUAAAUCGAGCGAGGAUGUUGAUGCGAAUUUUGUAUUUGAUGAGAAGGAGGAGGAAAUAGUAGAAGGUGUUGACAACAAUACUGCAUCAUCAUCAACAAGAACAGGCAGUAGUAGCAGGUUCUUCUCUUCCAUGUUUUCAGCUGGAAGGAACGAAAACAAAAACAAGAAUGGUCCAGAGAAGGUAGCAUCCUCUGUUUUGAAUAGUUUUGAGAAGGAAAGAGAAUGGGGAAUAUUCUGUAUGGAAAACAAAACCGAUAAACCAAUUUAUUGGGGUGUUAAAGGUCUUCACAUUCACUGGAAAAAGGAAAAUAGCCCGCUUAUUUUGAAUAGCAAAACUAGUGCUCCAUGUGAUUACCCUCCUGCCUACUAUUUCUAUAAUCAACCUACUGAAAAACAAUCACAAAACUCGAAAUUUAAAAGUCAUAGACACUUUUGCUUUUCCUCAUGUCACACGGUUGACCUAACAAAUGAAGGUCUCCCUGAUUGGAAUAAUAUUAUCAAGUACAAAAUAGAACCAAACACAUUUUGUUUGGGACGAUUUCCUUUUCAUACAUAUUCAGACUACUUUAUUCUAGUUGUUGGGUUGUAUGAUUCAGAAAUGAACUCUUCUACAAAUACUACACCUCCUACAAAUGACAAACAAGAGACUAUAUUCUCUAAAUAUUUUGGAAAUGCAAGAAAUUCAUACAAUGGAAAUAAUUUACCCAAAACACAAACUUCAGUGGAACUGUUUGACGAGAAUGAGGAAUCUUCUGAUAAAAAUAAGGAAAAACAAGACAAGACAACAAAAAGGAAACAAUCACCAUUUCACUGUAAGGCCUAUUUUAUUGAGCAUUUUCACAAUAAGGAUGUUAUUCUCGGAGCUAAUGUAAACAAGUCACUCUUUCUUUUUAGUGAUUAUUCUACAUUUACAUUGGAACCAAUUACUUACAGAUUUUUCCCAAAUUAUAGACCAUGCGAAAACACAUCAAUUGAUGCUAUCAAACUUUCGAACAAUAUUUAUUAUGAUGAAAUUAGAGAAAUAUCCAUUAGGAAGGGCCACAAGAAAAAGGUUAGUGAGGCAAGUUCGAGAAAUGCCCUCCAAUUUCAUGGUCUUCAAAUGUAUGAAGACGAAUCAACAAACACACUCCGUGAAAGUAUUUUAUUCUUCUUCCUUUUUUUAAGAAAGUUGGACGAAAGAUUGAACAUUUUACUGUUGCUGGAUAUUUCUGAAAUAGAACAAAAUGAUCAGUACUUGGGAGGAAAUUUGAUGGAAUAUCUUAUGAAAUUCCUCAUUGGUUCAACUACUAUUGCUCACACAGAAAGUCAAAAAGGAUAUCUUAUUCAAUGGUUUCAAUCUUGUGUGAAAUUGAUAGGAUAUAAUAUUGAGCGAGUGGAUGAAGAAAAUAGAUAUGUUUUAUUCAGAAGAGAUGAUGUAUGCUGCCGAUCUUUCAGCAUGUAUAAAUUCAAAGAAACUAGUACCGAAACAGAAGACUUUUUCAAGAAUGAAGAAGAUGAAGAGUUAUUAAAACAAACGAUAGAACCUCACUCAAAUGUAGAUGGGGUAAUAGUUUUAUCCACUGUUGGUAACAAGAUGGAAAAAGGAUUGAAGGACAAGCUAAAGCUUUUGGAAGGUUUUCCAACACUCUUUGUUUUGCAUGGUCUUGAUAAAUGCACCGAUAUUUAUGAUGCCAUCAAACGAAAAGAAGAUGCUGAAAUAGAAAUUUCAAGCCUCUACUCAAACUCUAAACCAUUCAUAGUUCAACACAAAUCAGGAAUGACAAAAUCUCAAACAGCUUCCACAGAACUUAUACUUUCUCAAUUCUUUAGAGAGGUCAUUGAUGUGGCUUUAGAACGGGUUACAGUCCAACAUCCAAAACAAGAUUCGUCGACCUCUAUUAAUACUGUAAUGAAACUUUUUUCCAAUUCUGAAGUCAAGAUUGAAAUUAAGGAUCUUCAGGAGUAUGAACAAAAAAGAAAUAUUUGGUUCUUUGGUUUGGAUAACGAAAGAGAAACAGUAUCAGUUGCAGUCAAUAGCUUUUAUUCUGCCAAGUCAUAUCUAGAGUCGAAGGCCAAAAAGAAUCAAAAACAAACCAACAAUAUUCUAAUUUGUGUGAGAAAUAGAGAGCAAUUCAUGAAUGGAAAAGAUAUUAUACCAGAAAAGAAAAUUCAAUCCGUUAACAAUUAUGUUGUAGUCAGAAGGACCAUCACAGAUCUUUGGACAGGAAUGAAUGCUCCAACAAAAAGAAGAAGAAGCACAGAUAGCAAUCAAUCAUCUAUGAAAAAGUCCCAGAGCUAUGGAACCCUUCAAUCUUUAUCAAGGAAAGAAAGGGCUAAAAAAUUGAAAAUUUUCAGAACAUCAGUAGAGGCUCCUCAACUAUUGCCAUUACCCAAUGAUAAGGGAAUAUUUGAAAUUCAAAAUAAUGAUGACAGUGAAUCAGAUACAGAGACUAGUACAAUAAGCAACACUUCAGCCUCAUUUACUCAAAACCUUGAGAGCAGUGAUGAUGAAUUUGAUGAAAAUGCAAUUGUCCUUGUGAAGAAUGAUUCGGAAGAGGAGGAUAAAAAGCCAGAAGAUAUUAAUCUGAAACAAAACGUAAAUAAUGAAAAGAAGACAUCAUGCUAUCCUAUACAAAAGGGUGACGUAGUAGUUCUUUGUUUGGAGUUAUCUGGCAGAAUACUCAUCACUGGAGAGAAUGGAGUUUAUUCUAGAUUCAUUCAGGAAAUUCUAACUUAUACAGACAAGAUUGUACUCUUUGUUGAAAGAAUGGAUAGAAGAGAGUUCAAUCAACCAGCCACUAUCAGGUUGAAAUCAAAUGCCAUGUCAAAAAAACUAUGUUGUAUAUUUGGUGAUGAGGAAGAUAUGAAACUGGACGAAGAGCUUUGUCAAUCACAAGAUAUGAAAAAUCUCAAGUACAGAUGUUACUAUUUCAGUGAGAGAACAGAGGACAAGAACCUAGUAAGAAAGUUCUGGGAAAGUAAGGAUGAUGCUAUCAAACAUUUCUCAAAGGAUAUGAGUUGUCCUGCUUGCGAGAAACCCCUUUCUUCAAGGGACAUUCGGCAAGUGGAGUUGAGUAAGGCUAAUAUUGAAGAAAAAACUAUGUGCCUUUGUGGAUUCCCACCUGAAGUUGUUCUUGAGGCUGCACAAUCAGCCUUAAAAUUCUGGGACAACCAACGACAAGUUGAAAUUAAAUACCAAGAGUAUCUUCACAAGGAAACAAUAUCCAAAGCAUCACAAAUGGAAAAAUCUUACUCUGAUAAACUGAAUGAAACCAAGCAAAAGUAUCAAUCAAUUGCCGAAAAGCUACAACACAGUGAGGAACAACAAGAAAUUACCAAGAGGGAAUUUCAAACCAUUCAAGAAAAGUACUCUGAAAAGGUCAGAGAAAGAAACAAACUCCAAGAAUUGUACAAUUCCCUUAAACGAAGAUAUGAUCAAACUCGGGAUUCAUCAGGAAGAGCACCUUCUCCAGUUGAUUUAGAUCCUUCAGUUUCUCCUUCAUUCAAAGAGAAUCAAGAAAAUCCACCUGUAUCUUUAUUGUUCAGAAAGGAGAGUUCUGCAGGAAGACCUUCCAAUGUUUUGGAUUUCAGAUUGUCCAAAUCACCUACCAACAACAGUAACAAUAGUAAGGAAAAUAGAACAACAAUAGGUAGCAAUUUGUUGGGUAAAUCAAACUCUGUUCCUUCAAGUAAGUAUUCAAAUUGA
Naegleria gruberi is the source of this 3693-nucleotide messenger RNA. RefSeq lists its product as uncharacterized. Bases 1 to 3693 code for a protein of 1230 amino acids. NCBI's taxonomy places the organism in Eukaryota, Heterolobosea, Eutetramitea, Acrasida, Naegleriidae. Gene Ontology annotation, biological process: reciprocal meiotic recombination. The transcript is spliced from 5 exons. The record is from RefSeq and is a predicted model, not a curated record. Gene Ontology annotation, molecular function: ubiquitin protein ligase activity. Gene Ontology annotation, cellular component: synaptonemal complex.